ACCGGACGCGCGAAGGGCGGAGUCUGGUCUGUGUAAGAGAGCUGGGCUUCUUUUCUGCCGUUCAGCUCGUGGGCAGCAACAUGCGCUGCGAUUGAGGACUGGAGCAGCCGGGAGUGAAGAAAACUAGUGGAGAAACUUCCAGCGGCCUUGGGGGGAAAGAGCCAAAGCUGGAGAAGCCUGUCUUCUUGAUCAAAAGUGUGGAAACCUUGAAACUUUCCUUAUCCACUUGUACUAGCUGAGUUUGUGAAUUGAAAGAAGACAAAAUGGUUGCCUUAUCAUUGAAGAUUGGAGUUGGAAAUGCUGUCAAAACAAUGCAGUUUGAACCCUCGACAAUGGUCUAUGAUGCCUGUCGAAUGAUUCGCGAUCGUGUCCCUGAAGCACAGACUGGACAGCCCAAUGAUUAUGGAUUAUUUUUGUCUGACGAAGACCCAAAAAAAGGGAUCUGGUUGGAAUCUGGCAAAGCUUUGGACUACUAUAUGUUGAGGAAUGGGGAUACUUUGGACUACAAAAGAAAGCAGAGGCCUCUGAAGAUUAGAAUGUUGGAUGGAAGUAUCAAAACAGUCAUGGUGGAUGACUCAAAAAUAGUGAGCGAUAUGCUGAUGACGAUCUGUGCCAGAAUAGGAAUCACAAAUCAUGAUGAAUAUUCACUUGUACAUGAAACUCUUGAGGAAAAGAAAGAAGAAAUGACAGGAACCCUGAAGAAAGACAAAACCCUUCACAGAGAUGAUAAGAAAAUGGAAAAACUUAAGCAAAAAUUACACACAGAUGAUGAUUUGAACUGGUUGGAUCAUGGGAGAACACUGCGAGAACAAGGUGUUGAUGAAAAUGAAACCUUGCUUCUCAGGCGAAAGUUCUUCUAUUCAGAUCAAAAUGUUGACUCAAGAGAUCCUGUGCAAUUGAACUUGCUUUAUGUGCAGGCAAGAGAUGAUAUUCUAAAUGGUUCUCAUCCGGUAUCCUUCGACAAAGCCUGUGAUUUUGCAGGAUACCAGUGUCAGAUCCAGUUUGGACCACACAAUGAGCAGAAGCAUAAACCAGGAUUUUUAGAUUUAAAAGAAUUCCUGCCAAAGGAGUACAUUAAACAAAAAGGAGAGAAAAGAAUAUUUAUGACACACAAGAACUGUGGGAACAUGUCUGAAAUGGAGGCAAAAGUGUUGUAUGUGAAGUUGGCCCGUUCCCUGAAGACAUACGGCGUAUCCUUCUUCUUGGUUAAGGAAAAAAUGAAAGGGAAGAACAAACUUGUACCUCGCUUGCUGGGAAUUACCAAAGAAAGUGUCAUGCGUGUGGACGAGAAAACAAAAGAAGUGAUUCAGGAGUGGAGCCUUACAAAUAUCAAACGUUGGGCGGCGUCACCGAAGAGCUUUACUCUGGAUUUUGGUGACUAUCAGGAUGGUUACUAUUCAGUUCAGACAACAGAAGGAGAACAAAUUGCACAGCUGAUAGCUGGAUACAUUGAUAUUAUUUUGAAAAAGAAAAAAAGUAAAGAUCAUUUUGGGUUGGAAGGUGAUGAAGAAUCUACAAUGUUGGAAGAUUCUGUUUCUCCUAAGAAGUCUACCAUUAUGCAGCAACAAUUCAACAGAACUGGCAGAGCCGAGCACGGUUCUGUCGCGUUACCUGCAAUUAUGCGCCCUGGUGCAGGGGGUCCUGAAAACUUUCAGGUUGGAACAAUGCCAGCAGCCCAGCAGCAAGUAACCAGUGGACAAAUGCACAGAGGACACAUGCCUCCACUGACAUCUGCACAGCAAGCGCUCAUGGGAACGAUUAAUUCCAGCAUGCAGGCUGUGCAGCAAGCACAAGCUAGUCUGGAUGAUGUGGAUGCCUUGCCGCCCCUUGGACACGAUGCUGCCUCAAAAGCAUGGAGAAAAAAUAAAAUGGAUGAAUCCAAGCAUGAGAUCCAUUCACAAGUUGAUGCCAUUACUGCAGGCACAGCAUCAGUAGUCAACCUCACUGCAGGUGAUCCCCUUGACACCGACUACACUGCAGUUGGAUGUGCAGUAACUACCAUCUCUUCAAACUUAACGGAGAUGUCGAAAGGUGUCAAACUAUUGGCAGCUCUAAUGGAGGAUGAGGGUGCAAAUGGGCAGGACCUACUGAAAGCUGCUAAGAACCUGGCUUGUGCUGUCUCAGAGUUAUUGAAGACGGCUCAGCCAGCUACUGCUGAGCCUCGACAGGUCCUGUUGACUGCUGCUGGUACUGUCGGGCAAACAAGCGGUGAACUCCUCCAGCAAAUUGGGGAAAGUGAUGCAGAUCCACGGUUCCAGUUUCCUAUAGGUUCACAAAAAUACACAACCAGGAGUUUAUCACCCAUUCCACUCAAAAGGGACAUGCUCAUGCAGCUGGCCAAAGCUGUAGCUAAUGCAGCGGCAGCGUUGGUCCUGAAGGCUAAGAAUGUGGCUCAGAAAUCAGAGGAUUCCGUGUUGCAGAACCGUGUCAUUGCAGCCGCAACACAGUGUGCACUUUCCACCUCUCAGCUCGUAGCGUGCACCAAGGUUGUGGCUCCUACCAUCAGCUCUCCUGUCUGUCAGGAACAGCUGAUCGAAGCUGGAAAACUAGUGGCAAAGUCGGUAGAGGGGUGCGUGGAAGCCUCGCAGGCUGCAACAAAUGACGAUCAGCUGCUGAAGCAGGUUGGUGUGGCAGCCACAGCGGUGACACAGGCCCUCAAUGACCUGCUGCAACACAUCAAGCUGUACGCCUCUGGAGGACAUCCGUCGGGACGGUACGAUCAGGCCACAGACACCAUUCUAACAGUGACGGAAAACAUAUUCAGCUCCAUGGGGGACGCCGGUGAGAUGGUGAGACAAGCUAGAAUUCUGGCUCAAGCUACCUCGGACUUGGUCAAUGCUAUUAAAGCCGAUGCAGAAGGUGAAUCAGAUCUUGAAAACUCGAGAAAACUGCUCUCUGCAGCCAAGCUGCUGGCUGAUGCCACAGCCAAGAUGGUGGAAGCUGCGAAGGGUGCAGCAGCUAACCCUGACAGCGAGGAGCAGCAGCAGAAGCUGAGAGAAGCAGCGGAGGGCCUACGUAUGGCCACCAACAUUGCAGCACAGAAUGCCAUUAAAAAGAAACUGGUGAAUAAACUAGAGAACGCAGCAAAACAGGCUGCAGCUGCUGCCACACAGACAAUUGCAGCUGCUCAGAAUGCUGCUUCAUCCAACAAGAACCCUGCCACCCAACAGCAGAUGGUUCAAAGUUGCAAGUCUGUUGCCGAACAGAUCCCAAUGCUGGUCCAAGGUGUGCGUGGUAGUCAGUCACAGCCAGAUAGUCCAAGUGCACAGCUGGCUCUCAUUAGUGCGAGUCAGAACUUUCUCCAGCCUGGUGCAAAGAUGGUUGCCGCUGCCAAAGCUACGGUUCCUACUAUUGGAGACCAGGCCUCAGCUAUGCAGCUGAAUCAGUGUGCUAAGAACCUCGCGAACGCGUUACAGGAGCUGCGGACGGCUGCUCAGAAGGCUCAAGAUGCCUGUGGCCCCUUGGAAAUAGAUUCUGCCCUAAAUCAGAUCAGAACACUGGAAAAAGACCUGCAAGAAGCAAAGGCCAAUGCUGCUGAAGGGAAAUUGAGACCGCUGCCUGGUGAAACGCUGGAGAAAUGCUCCCAGGACUUGGGAAGUAGCACCAAGAUGGUGGGUGCUUCCGUGGCUAAGCUUCUGAGUGCCGUCACACAAGGAAAUGAAAAUUACACCGGAUUGGCCUCCAGGGAAGUAGCUCAAGCACUAAAAGCCCUGGGCUCCGCUGCUCGAGGCGUUGCGGCCAAUACCACUGAUCCCCAAGCACAGAGCGCUAUGUUGGAGUGUGCUGGCGACGUUAUGGAUAAAUCCAGUAAUCUCAUUGAGGAGGCUCGGAAAGCCAUGGCAAAACCAGGUGAUCCGGAAAACCAGCAGCGGCUUGCACAGGUGGCAAAGGCUGUAUCAAAUGCUCUGAACAGAUGUGUGAACUGUUUGCCGGGCCAGAGAGAUGUCGAUGCGGCUUUGAGAACCGUUGGAGAGGCUAGCAAAAAGCUUCUUGCAAACUCAUUUCCACAAAGUUCCAAGAGCUUUCAAGAGGUUCAAGGCCAACUGAACGAGGCAGCAGUUGGUUUGAAUCAGUCAGCCAACGAAUUGGUGCAGGCAUCCCGUGGAAAUACGCAAGAUCUGGCAAAGGCAUCUGGUAAAUUUGGCAAAGACUUCAAUGAACUCCUCCAGGCUGGUGUUGAAAUGGCUGGACAAUCCAAGGACAAAGAAGACCAGGCUCAGGUAAUUGGAAACCUGAAGAGUAUCUCAAUGUCAUCCAGCAAACUCCUCCUGGCAGCCAAGGCACUCUCUGCUGAUCCAACAGCUCCCAACAUCAAGAACCAACUUGCUGCAGCUGCACGAGCUGUGACAGACAGCAUUAAUCAGUUGAUUACCAUGUGUACACAGCAGGCCCCUGGACAGAAGGAAUGUGAUAAUGCUCUCCGUGAACUUGAGACUGUCCAAGGAAUGCUUGACAACCCCACCGAAGCUGUCAAUGACUUGUCUUACUUUGAUUGCAUUGACAGUGUGAUGGAAAAUUCCAAGGUUCUUGGAGAGGCAAUGGCAGGAAUUUCUCACAACGCGAAGAAUAGUAAUCUACCAGCCUUUGGUGAUUCUGUAAGCUCUGGUUCCAAGGCAUUGUGUGGACUUACAGAAGCAGCUGCCCAGGCAGCCUACCUUGUAGGAAUAUCGGAUCCAAACAGUCAUGCCGGCCAGCAGGGAUUAGUAGAUCCAGCUCAGUUUGCCCGUGCCAACCAAGCUAUCCAGAUGGCUUGUCAGAACUUGGUGGACCCAGCCUGUAUCCAGACACAGGUUUUGUCUGCUGCCACCAUUGUUGCAAAGCACACCUCUGCACUGUGCAAUGCCUGUCGCAUGGCCUCCUCCAAGACCUCUAACCCCGUCGCAAAGAGACAGUUCGUGCAGUCCGCGAAAGAAGUGGCAAACAGUACAGCCAAUCUCGUGAAGACGAUCAAGGCCCUUGAUGGUGCAUUUACGGAUGAGAACAGAGAGAAAUGCCGAGCUGCCACAGUUCCUCUGAUAGAAGCAGUUGAGAAUCUGACGGCGUUUGCUUCCAACCCAGAGUUUGUGAGCAUUCCAGCUCAAAUUAGUCCUGAGGGUCGUAAUGCUAUGGAACCCAUAGUUGUGGCUGCAAAGACAAUGCUAGAUAGUUCAACUGGCCUUAUUCAAACAGCUCGCGCACUCGCCGUAAACCCCAAAGACCCACCAAAAUGGUCUGUGUUGGCUGGACAUUCCCGAACUGUGUCUGAUUCUAUCAAGAAGCUCAUUACUUCCAUCAGAGACAAAGCUCCCGGACAAAGGGAGUGUGAUGAAGCCAUUGAGGUUCUCAACCGAUGCAUCAGAGAUGUUGACCAGGCAUCUUUGGCAGCAAUUAGUCAGCAGCUGGCCCCACGAGAAGACCGCUCCCAAGAGGCAUUACAAGAUCAGAUGACUGGAGCUGUCCAUGAAAUCAGCAAUCUGAUCGAUCCAGUUGCAGUAGCAGCUCGUGCUGAGGCUUCACAAUUAGGACACAAGGUGGCCCAGAUGGCGAGCUACUUUGAGCCACUAACCUUGGCUUCAAUUGGUGCAGCAUCGAAGGCAGUUAAUCACCAACAGCAGAUGAACUUAUUGGAUCAGACGAAGACGCUAGCAGAAUCUGCACUUCAGAUGCUGUAUACAGCUAAAGAAGCAGGUGGCAAUCCAAAGCAAGCAGCACAGACACAAGAUGCCUUGGAAGAGUCUGUGCAGAUGAUGAAGGAGGCAGUGGAGGACCUGUCAGGAACACUCAGCGAUGCAGCCAGUGCUGCGGGUGUUGUGAGUGGAAUGGUGGACUCCAUCAACCAGGCUAUUAACAAGAUUGAUGAAAAUGCUCCAGUGGAGCCUGAGGGAUCAUUUGUUGACUACCAGACCACCAUGGUGAAGACCGCCAAAGCUAUUGCAGUCACAGUUCAAGAAAUGGUUACUAAAUCAACCACCAACCCAGAUGAGCUGGGGACUUUGGCAAAUCAACUUACAAGUGACUAUGGACAGCUGGCACAGGAAGCCAAUCCUGCAGCCAUUACAGCUGAAAAUGAAGAGAUUGGGAAUCAUAUCAAGAACCGUGUGCAAGAACUGGGUCACAAUUGUGCUUCAUUGGUUCUCAAAGCUGGUUCACUCCAGUGCAGUCCCAGCGAUGCCUUCACAAAGAAAGAACUCAUUGAAUGUGCUCGCAAAGUUUCUGAAAAGAUAUCCCAUGUGUUGGCAGCUUUGCAGGCAGGUAACCGUGGAACCCAGGCUUGUAUUACUGCUGCCAGUACUGUAUCUGGUAUCAUUGCCGACUUAGACACAACUAUCAUGUUCGCUACUGCAGGAACACUAAACCGAGAAAAUGAGGAGACUUUCGCUGACCACAGGGAAAACAUUCUGAAAACUGCCAAAGCUCUGGUGGAAGACACAAAGCUACUUGUAUCGGGAGCUGCUGCAAGUCAAGAGAAGCUAGCGCAUGCGGCACAGUCCUCAGUUGUCACAAUUACUCGACUGGCCGAUGUGGUGAAAUUAGGAGCUGCAAGUUUGGGCUCAGAUGAUCCUGAAACACAGGUUGUAUUAAUCAAUGCAGUGAAAGAUGUGGCAAAGGCCUUGGCUGAUCUCAUUAGUGCCACAAAGGGUGCAUCAGGAAAGGCUUCAGAUGAUCCAUCCAUGUAUAAUCUCAAGAACUCUGCUAAGGUUAUGGUCACCAAUGUGACUUCACUUUUGAAGACCGUAAAGGCUGUAGAAGAUGAAGCCACCAGAGGCACAAGAGCUCUGGAAGCUACAAUUGAACACAUCCGUCAAGAACUUGCAGUAUUUUGCUCGGCAGAUCCACCACCUAAACUGUCUACUCCGGAGGACUUCAUCCGUAUGACUAAAGGAAUUACUGUCGCCACAGCAAAAGCUGUGGCAGCUGGAAACUCCUGCCGUCAAGAGGAUGUUAUUGCUACGGCCAACCUUAGUCGGAAAGCUAUAGCAGAGAUGCUUCAUUCUUGUAAGGAAGCAGCCUAUCACCCAGAGGUGUCCAGUGAUGUCCGUACCCGCGCUCUUCGUUUUGGCAAAGAAUGUUCUGAGGGAUACCUGGCUCUCCUGGAACACGUGCUUGUUGUUCUUCAGAAGCCAUCACCAGAUCUUAAACAGCAGCUGGCAGGGUAUUCAAAACGUGUGGCAGGUUCUGUCACUGAACUUAUCCAGGCAGCAGAGGCCAUGAAAGGGACAGAAUGGGUGGAUCCCGAAGACCCAACUGUUAUUGCUGAGAAUGAGUUGCUGAGAGCUGCUGCUGCUAUUGAGGCAGCAGCCAAGAAACUGGAACAACUCCAGCCAAGAGCUAAACCUAAGCAAGCCGAUGAAAGUCUUAACUUUGAAGAACAAAUUCUGGAGGCGGCCAAAUCAAUUGCCGCAGCAACCAGUGCCCUCGUGAAAGCUGCCUCAGCUGCUCAGAGAGAGCUUGUGGCUCAAGGCAAGGUUGGAGCUGUGCCAGCAAAUGCAGUCGACGAUGGCCAGUGGUCCCAAGGCCUCAUUUCAGCAGCUCGGAUGGUGGCUGCUGCUACCAGCAGUUUGUGUGAAGCAGCCAAUGCAGCUGUCCAAGGUCACGCCAGUGAGGAGAAGCUCAUCUCUUCAGCCAAACAGGUGGCAGCGUCCACAGCUCAGCUGUUAGUGGCCUGCAAGGUGAAGGCUGAUCAGGACUCGGAGGCCAUGAAGAGACUUCAGACCGCAGGGAACGCUGUGAAGAGAGCAUCGGACAAUCUCGUGAAAGCUGCCCAGAAGGCUGCAGCAUUCAAUGAUCAUGAAGAGGAAAAUGUGGUCGUCAAGAAUAAGAUGGUUGGUGGCAUUGCUCAGAUUAUUGCAGCCCAGGAGGAGAUGCUGCGGAAGGAAAGGGAACUCGAAGAUGCUCGUAAGAAGCUUGCAAUGAUCCGUCAGCAGCAGUAUAGAUUCCUUCCUUCAGAACUUUGUGACCAAGAGGAUAAUUAAGUGCAGUCUGGCCGAAACAAGCCAACCGCUAACCCUGGCCAGGCAUCUAGUUCAUUAAUCAACAGCAAAAGAUCUAAUCCAGAUAAAUCUGUGGCCAGAUUUUUUUUGAAAUGUUCAUGCAAUAGCUUGUUCAUAAUUCCCCAAAAGGUGCAAUAAGCGAUCCAUUUCCUAAGUUUUUCUGCAUUCUAUAAAUCUGCACAUGUUCAUUCACAUUUAACAUGUUUGUGCAUAGAAGGGAAUAAUUAAUGUGUGUAUGCAAUAGUAUGAGACUGAAACGAGUGGUUGCAGUAUUGAUGACAUUGAAAAUUUUGCUGUAAAGCCUUUGUAUGAUAUUUUUUAAAGUUUAUGAAGCCAGGAAGUCGGGAGAUAUAUUUGAUAAAUUCCAAAGAAAAUGCGCAAGAGCCGUACCUCCCAAUAUAAUGGUAUAAAGCCAACGAUACCAGUGAAUUAAAGCAGCAAUAGGAGAUGAAGAAGUGUGUGCCACAUAGAUUAAUUUUAAAUUUCAGAGGCUAAAUGAUACAUAUCAUUAAAAUUCCAUAAUGGAAAAACAAACCCUCCCUAUAACAGCAACAGUAACGUUGUCUUAAAUCAGGUCAGAAAUGCUGUGUUUUUGGGGAAUUAGUGUUACUUCCUAACUUUUUUUCUAUAUUUUAACCAGAUGUACAUGAAUAAUGCAGUAUUUCAGCAGGGUGCCUUUAAAAUCAAAAUGUUUAAUCUCGUUUUGGCCUGUAAAGUUGUUGUGUUUCCAGUAAACAGAGAAAUAUCUUUUAAAGAAUUCAGAGUUUGAAAGUAUUGGACUCUGCAAAUUUAUUUUGUUUUGAAAAUAUUGUGAGGUAUUGCCUGUAAUUUUUAUUAUGUCCGGCUUUAAUUAACUAAAUUGCAAGUUCAGUGAAACAUGUUCAGCAUCUAACCAAAAGAAAAUUUACCUUUUAAUAUAUUACCAAUUAGUUUUGGGUUCUUGGUCUCUUCUUAACUAGUAGCCUUAAUAUUUUCAUGCAUUGGGUGUAGUACUUUCAGGUGUUUGUAUCUGUAUCUUAAAUAAGUGAACCUUUUAAUCGCAAUAACAUAGGGCAAUCUGUGUGCAAAUCUUUAAUAUUAGAAUUUGUUUCUUUUUAAUAUUUGUUUACGUGCUUCAUUAAUGGGAAUUUCAGGCAAUUGUGUCUAAUACUUUUAUCAAGUGCUCUAUUAUGCCACAGGAAACACGCAUGUUUUCAGGCCUCUUCCAGAACAUUUCAAAUGGUAAAUCAUCAAUUAUUUUGCAUAACUGCCUCACAUUCACAUUUAUCUUGCAAACUUAACUUGUUACUUAAGCUCCAUUGCCUUUAAAUAUCACUUUAUUUUCAUACAAUGUGCUUCUAAUAUUAACAUUUAAUGACUACCAACUUUCCAAUACAAUUUGGAAGAUUACUUGUGUUUUUAUUUGGUGGCUCAUUUGGUGAAUAAAGUUGGUUUUCACUAA
Messenger RNA from Hypanus sabinus (Atlantic stingray), 9411 nucleotides. RefSeq names its product talin-1. Gene Ontology annotation, molecular function: integrin binding; structural constituent of cytoskeleton; actin filament binding. Bases 264 to 7952 code for a protein of 2562 amino acids. Gene Ontology annotation, biological process: platelet aggregation. The transcript is spliced from 59 exons. Lineage: Eukaryota; Metazoa; Chordata; Chondrichthyes; Myliobatiformes; Dasyatidae. Gene Ontology annotation, cellular component: ruffle; cytoskeleton; focal adhesion. The record is from RefSeq and is a predicted model, not a curated record.